GGAAGGGAGGCGGUUCCCGACGUCGGAUCGAGAGCGAAGGGCUCUUCUUCUUCUUCUUCCCUUUGCCUCGCGGGUGGAAUUCCAGAAUGACUUCUACCACUGACAUUGUUCAGAAUUAUCAAAGCAUGUUUGCUUAUCGAUAUACUGUAGAGGAUAAGGAAUAUCAAAAAUACCUCCAGUGCUCUGCUGAUUCACCUCCUAUAGUUGAAGACUGGAUGAACAGAGAACCAAGUGUGCCUUCUGUGUCUGAGAUCCUCCAGAAUUACGAAAAUAAGUUUGCACAUCGAUUCACUUCAGAAGAUGAGGAGUACCAGAAGUAUGCUCAACGCCCUGCUGAUCCACCUCCCUUACUAGAAGAUUGGCGAAACAGAUCGGGUGGUAACCAGCGAUACAGAGAUCGAUUUAGAGACAGCAGGCAAUUCCGAAGCAGGGGAAACAGAUAUGACCAGCCAGGAGGGUACAGAUCUGAUCAGUGGCACGAAAAACCCUGGGGCAGCAACUACCAGCAGCCCCAACAAGGACACCCUUCCUUCCCUCAACACAGCUGGCCGCAGCACGGCUACGGAUCACAUUCCCAGGGGCUGCCGUACGGCCGUUACUAGCAUGCAGGCUUGCAUCGGCAUUUCAGUGUACCAGGGAGCAGGUGCAGGGUUGCAACGGGCACGUCCAUUUUACUCCGUUUCAAACGUUCAUACAUCAUGUAGAAACCUUUAUGUAUUUAUAUGCGAUACGUUUGACGAAGGAGACAGAGAUGGUGACGUCGAAGUGUAACAGCUAAAUUGUGAGUUUGCUACUCCGCUGUUUUUUAUCUUGACACAUAUAAUUUGCUAAAAAGGAAAUGGGGCUGUCAGGAGAAUCUGACUUUUGC
Python bivittatus (Burmese python) is the source of this 868-nucleotide messenger RNA. It is a transcript of the gene RAMAC, whose product is annotated as RNA guanine-7 methyltransferase activating subunit. Gene Ontology annotation, molecular function: RNA binding. The record is from RefSeq and is a predicted model, not a curated record. Gene Ontology annotation, cellular component: mRNA capping enzyme complex. Gene Ontology annotation, biological process: RNA 5'-cap (guanine-N7)-methylation. NCBI's taxonomy places the organism in Eukaryota, Metazoa, Chordata, Lepidosauria, Squamata, Pythonidae.